Cimex lectularius (bed bug) is the source of this 1022-nucleotide messenger RNA. RefSeq names its product charged multivesicular body protein 2a (gene Vps2). The transcript is spliced from 5 exons. Gene Ontology annotation, biological process: late endosome to vacuole transport; protein transport; endosome transport via multivesicular body sorting pathway. Gene Ontology annotation, cellular component: multivesicular body; ESCRT III complex. Bases 340 to 1014 code for a protein of 224 amino acids. Lineage: Eukaryota; Metazoa; Arthropoda; Insecta; Hemiptera; Cimicidae. The record is from RefSeq and is a predicted model, not a curated record.
UCAUACAGACAAGAAGAGAACGUAAUUUUAUAAAGUGGAUGUUUUACCCGUUUAAAGGUUUGAUCUUUAAAAAACUUUUCCUUUUUAGGAAAAAUCUUCGGGUUUUCCUUGUUUUCCCUCUUGGUUUUUCCCCUUUCCCCAAUUCAACGGUCGUCAGCUUCUGUGAAACUCGACAGCCUGAGGUUUGAAGUGUUUACUUUGUUUAUCUCGACUUUCCACCCAGGUCGAUUUCGUCUUUUGUCGAAAGGAUUUCCGCGUUGUUUUUAAGUGCAGGUUGGGGAUCGAUUGAAGUGAUUCUCAGAGUCUGUUUAGUCUGUUUAAUCGAUUUAUUUGAAAGAAAUGGAGUGGCUGUUUGGUAAGAAGCUCACACCGGAGCAGAUGCUCCGCAAGAACCAGACGGCCCUCAACCGCGCAAUGCGAGACCUCGACAGGGAGCGGUCUCGGAUGGAGCAGCAGGAGAAGAAGAUCAUAUCGGACAUCAAGAAGUCGGCCAACGAGGGCCAGAUGGAGGCGGUGAAGAUAAUGGCGAAAGACCUCGUACGCACUCGCCGCUACGAGAAGAAGUUUAUGCUCAUGAGGGCGAACAUACAGGCUGUGUCGCUCAAGAUACAGACGCUCAGGUCGCAGAACGCUAUGGCUCAGGCGAUGAAGGGCGUCACGAAAGCCAUGCAGAACAUGAACAGGCAGCUGAACCUGCCGCAAAUCCAGAGGAUACUUCAGGAGUUCGAGAAACAAUCGGAGAUGAUGGACAUGAAAGAAGAGGUGAUGAAUGACGCAAUUGAUGAUGCGAUGGAAGACGAAGGCGACGAAGAAGAAAGUGAUCAGAUUGUAUCGCAAGUCUUGGACGAACUCGGCCUUCAGCUCAAGGACGCCCUUCCAGGCCUGCCGUCCGAGUCGAUUGCUGCCUCCGCCAAAGGCAGGGUGGCCGUACUGGCAGGAGGUGGCAACGCCGCAGCACCGAUCGAUGCAGACGCCGACCUACUGGCUCGCCUUGAAAAUCUGAGGCGGGAGUGAGAAAAACC